Messenger RNA from Adelges cooleyi (spruce gall adelgid), 3350 nucleotides. Its product is annotated as putative leucine-rich repeat-containing protein DDB_G0290503. Bases 84 to 3350 code for a protein of 1088 amino acids. The transcript is spliced from 13 exons. Gene Ontology annotation, cellular component: cytoplasm. Gene Ontology annotation, biological process: axoneme assembly. The record is from RefSeq and is a predicted model, not a curated record. Lineage: Eukaryota; Metazoa; Arthropoda; Insecta; Hemiptera; Adelgidae.
AAUACAAUUUUAAAACUGUGGUAAUUUAUAAAGUGUACAUAGAAUAAUAAUUUUUAUUUUACAAUCAGUGGAUUGAAAUAAAAAUGUCUGAACCUGAGGAUUUUUUAAGUACAAAAGAAGAAAGUGAACUAAAAAAAGAUGAACAUAUAGUAGAUAGUGCUGUUAUGCAAAUGGCUAACUCGGAUGAACAAUAUAUGUCGGAAUAUGAUAUAUUAGGUGAGGAAACUGAGCACAUUAGAGAGCAUGAGUGGUAUAACGAAGAACAUGAGUACAAAUCUCAACAAGAUUCUGCCCAACAUACUGAAGUAAUUGAUUUAAAAUACAGUGAUAUUGAAAAUACUCAAACUCAGGAACUUACUUUUUUUGAUGAAUUUGAAAACACUUCACAUGAAGAACAACUUAUUGAUGGUGAUAGUCAUAAAAAAUAUGAAUUAAGUGGCAUUGAAUUGCCGUUAGAUGGUUUUGUAAACUAUGAAAUAAAAACAUUUGUGGAGAAGUUAAAUGAAUUUCCAACUGAAAAAGAUUUAGAACACAACAAAAAAGUUGAUAUGUUAUCGGAAAAUAUAUCCGUAGUAGGUGAUCUAUCUUUAGAAUUUGAAAAUAUUGAUGAGGAGUACCAAGCACAAGAUGUAGAGACUGAAACGCAUACAAAUAAUUUAGAGGAUAAAACUCCUUAUUCUUUAGGUUCAGAAAGUAUAAAAAAUGGUAUCAUAGGCACACAAUCUAAAUUAAAAGACACCGAUUUGGAAAAACCACAGUUGGUGGUUCUAGAACCAGAAAAUCCUGUAAUGAUGAGGUUUCAAAAUACUCUUAAACAGCAUUUACUAAAACAAAAGUAUGGUUUAAGUCAAGAAAUAUUAACCCUGGAAGGAGUAGUAAAAACUAAGCAAAAUGAUAAACUAUCAAUUGGAAAUCAAAUAAAUACACUAGUUUGUCAAGCGGAAACUCAGAAUACAUCAUUAAGCAAGUUGCAUAAAAUUAAAUCCGAGUUGAAAACAGCAAAAGAACAAGUUGAACUACAUAAGGAUCGAGGAAAAGAACGCUCUAUCGAGCUCUUCAAAAUCAUAGCAGAAGAAACUAAAACACUUUCAGAUUUAAAAAGACAAUUAGAUUGCAGUAGAGGGCUUUUAAAUGAACUAAUAAAAUAUGAGAAAGAACAAGAAUCAACUUUUGUUUUGUGUAAUCAAAAAGAAUCACAAGUAAAAUAUCAUAAAAAAAGAUUGUUAAAUGAGCAACAGAAACAGGAUUUGUUAUUAUUGUCUUUAACUCAAGAAAUUAUACGAUUGGAAGACCGGCUCAAACAGUUAGGAGAACAAGCAGAAACCAAGUAUAAUGAAAAAGAAUUGUUAAAACAAAAAGUCAUGGACUGCUCAACUGAUCUUGAUACUAUAAAUGGAGAUAAUACAAAAAUUGCAUUGCUGUGGAAUGAAGUUUUAAUCAGUAUUCAACAGCGUGAUCGACAGUUCCAUAAAAUAAAAAAUGACUUACAGGAAGCGAAAAAUCGAUAUAAGACAAUAUUAUUAGAAGCAAACAGCUAUAAACGUAGUGCUCAAGAAGAAAUAAAAAAAAAUGAAGAUUUCACUACUAAAUUAAAUAAGUUAAAACGAGAGCAAUCCGGUUUACAGCAAAACUUAAACAAUUGUUUAAAUAAAUUAAACAAAUUAAGAGAUGAGCAUUCUGAACUAUUACAAAUCAUAAAGUUUCAAAACAUUAAUUUAAAUGACUUAUCAGCAGAACAAAGAUCAAUUAAAAAAGAGAUGGAAGUAUCAUUGCAUUCGCUAGAAAGAAUUUCAAAUCAGAAAUUAAAAUAUGAAGAUGAAAUUGUGGACGAAUUAAAAAAACAAUUAUUUGCAAACAAACAUUGUAUUCAUAUGAAUAACAAAAUUAAUGAAGUUAAAACACAAAACAAGGAACACGAGUUAAUGCUAGUUCAAUCUGAAAAUAGUCUCUCUCAAAUCUUAUUGAAAUCUGAACAAUAUCGCUCUCUUAUUACUAAUUUAGAAAAAGAAAUAGAUAAAAAUACAAAGAUUAUGAAAGAAAAAGGACAAGUAAUGAUUGAUUUGGAAUCUGAAUUAAAUAAGUUGUACUCUGAAAUUGAACGAAAAUCAAGACAAGUUGAUGUAGAAACCAAGCAUUUGGAAGCUGUAAAAAAAAAGUUUGGUGAGGGUAAUGUGAUGACUCCUCAAUUACAAGUUGUUCAAGUAAAAAAAAAAAUAGAAGAAAUUGGUAAUGAAAUUGAUGUUCUCAAAGAGUCUUGGUUAAAAAAACAAAGUCAUAAUAUGCAAUUGACUCAAGAACGAAAUGAACAAAUAGAAGAACUUAAUAAAGUUCGCAAAUACACUAUGGUGGUAGAAGCUAAAAAUGUUAAAUUAGAACAAGAAAUUACUCGUUUAUGCAAAGAAACUGAUCAAUACAAACGAAAGUUUGUUAAUAUGAGAAAUGCCAUACUAAAGUUUAAUGAGAAAUUUAGCCAAAGUAAAGGGAAAAGUAGUAAUUUAUCAAUUGAAAAUGAAUGGAUACAGAAUGCAUACAUAGCAGAAUUAAAGGAAAAUGAACAACGUUGUUUGGAAUAUACCGAUUAUUUAAAAACGAUAAAAAACGAAUUAGAUGAAAUGCGAAAUACAUAUUUAGAAAAACAAAGAGAAAAUAUAUCAUGGGAUAAUAAAAUCAAGCAAAUUAUUGAAAUGAAAAAAGAAAUUCAUCAAAAAGAAGGUGAUUCAGGAGAAAUUGAUGCUAUGAAAAAUGAAAUACAUAGGAUGCAAAUAAGAGAAAGCCAGUUGAAAAAAACAUUAGAGAAAAUAAUGUCUGAUUUAGAAGGUUGUAUAACCAGACGCGAAAUGAUUUAUAACACAGUUGCGGCAAAGGAUGUUCGGCUUAAGGGUAAAAAUGAGACAAAACAAAAACUUAUGAAGAAACUUGACGAUCUACGAAUGAGUAUACAAAAAUCUAAAAUUGAGUGUAAGAAAUUGGAUCGAGAUGUAAAGGACUUACAAAAUGGAAAAGAGGAAUUAGAAAGUAAACUAAUUUUUUUGAAUGAGGAAUUAAACCAGAUAAAAAAAGAUAUUGAUAGCCUAGUACAGGAAACAGAAUAUACCUGUGCUAUGAAAAUAAAAAACAUUGAACAGUUGAGUCAGAAGCAAAAUUAUGCAAAAUAUUUGGAUGAAAUAAAACAAGGAAAAUAUCGGUUGCUAAUUAAAAAUGAAGAAAAAAUGAAUGAAGAAAUUACAACUAAUUGGAAGAAAAAUGCAGAUAUAAUAAAUGUUGUAGAGACUUUGAAAAAUGACUUUCCCGAUUUAAAUUAUCAAAUUAUACGUUUAAUAAAUCUUCUUACAUCUAUUGAUAAUUCUUAA